AUGGCGGCGGCGGCGGCGGCGGCGUCGGGUUCGGUCCCUGCGGCGCCCAGGGUGGGGCUGCUCUACGACAACCGGAUGUGCGCGCACGCGACGCCCGACGGGGAGGACCACCCGGAGAACCCCGAGCGGCUGCGGGCCAUCUGGCGCAAGCUCGCCGCCGAGGGCAUCGCAUCCAGGUGUCAGGUCCUGGAGGCGAAGGAAGCCAAUGAGAGCCACAUAGCCUCUGUCCACACCCAGGACCACAUAAAGCUGAUGAGGGAUAUCAGCUCAAAGGAGUACGAUUCCAGCCGAGAUGAUAUCGCAAAGGGAUUCAACUCUAUUUACUUCAACGAGGGCUCCUCAGAGUCCGCUUUCCUCGCAGCUGGUUCUGUUAUAGAGGUUUCUGAGAAGGUUGCGGCUGGUGAGCUGAAUUCUGCUAUUGCUCUAGUCAGGCCCCCAGGCCACCAUGCUGAACAUGAUGCGGCAAUGGGGUUUUGUCUCUUCAAUAAUGUGGCUGUUGCAGCUAAUUAUCUCUUAAAUGAGAGGCCUGACUUAUGUAUCAAAAAGAUACUAAUCGUCGAUUGGGAUGUUCAUCACGGGAAUGGCACACAGAAGAUGUUCUAUGAUGACCCUCGUGUGUUGUUCUUUUCAGUUCACAGAUUUGAUUUUGGAAGCUUCUACCCUUCUCAAGGGGAUGCAUCUCACUGCUUCAUUGGGGAAGGAGCUGGUCAAGGGUACAACAUUAAUGUGCCUUGGGAGCAUGGUAAAUGUGGUGAUGCAGAUUAUGUCGCUGUAUGGGACCAUAUACUGCUUCCUAUUGCAGAAGCAUUUGAUCCUGAUAUAAUAUUAGUGUCUGCUGGAUUUGAUGCAGCCCUGGGUGAUCCUCUUGGUGGUUGCUGUAUCACUCCAAAUGGAUAUGCACUGCUAUUAACAAAGCUGCUGGGUUUUGCAAACGGAAGGGUGGUGAUGGCUCUUGAAGGAGGUUAUAACCUUAAGUCCAUAGCAAACUCAGUUUGUGCUUGUGCAAAAGUUUUGCUGGGAGAUAAGUUUGCAUUUAACGCUCGAGAGAAGCGACCAUUUGAAUCUACGUGGAGAGUUAUAAAAAUGGUACGUGAUGAAUUAAAGACAUACUGGCCUGUUUUGAGCAGUAAGCUUCCGAAGAAUGUACCUUUGAGGAGUGCGCCCUUGUAUAUCGAGCCGUACGCUUCCUCUGGUUCUGAGUCUGAUGUUGAAGAUGUUGAUGAGCUUCCUGAUGCUGUUUCCUCUGUUGAUAUUGUUCAAGUUGUUGAUGAUGGUUUAAGUGAACGCAUCACAAUGUUGAAACUUGACCAAGAUAAUGUUGCAACAAAGAACACCUCAAGCUGCACAACAGUUGAACAAAGUCCAACUGAUUCAGUUCAAGCGCAAAAUGAUGGAUCUGUGGUGGCGCCUACAAGAAUAUAUGAUCUCUCAUUUACUUGGAGAUCAGCAUUGUCAAAAGUUUAUGUUUGGUAUGCUAGCUUUGGUUCAAACAUGUGGACACCAAGGUUCUUGUGCUACAUUGAAGGUGGGAAGGUGGAUGGUAUGAGUAUAUCAUGUUUUGGAUCACAUGACACAAGCCCACCAAGGGGUACCAUGUGGAAGAAUGUGCCUCACAGAUUGUUUUUUGGGAGAUCCUCUACCCCCUGCUGGGGUACUGGUGGUGUUGCUUUCCUCAACCCUGAGAUAAACUACAAUGAUAAGUCAUACAUCUGCAUGUACAAAAUAACGCUUGAGCAAUUCAAUGAUGUAUUGUUUCAAGAGAAUCGUUUAGUGGAUAGCAGCGAAGAUGGAAAAAAUGAGUUUCCGGACUCUCCUUUGAUUGGCUUGUCGGAAAUGGAGUCUAUCUCUUCAAACAAAGCUCUUCAUCUUGAAUCUAUCAAGGAUAGCUGGUAUUCCAAUGUAGUUCAUCUUGGAGAGGAGGAUGGUCUUCCAAUUCUAACUAUGACAUGCCCCUCAACAGAUGUUGCGCGGCACAAAUCCGGCGAGCUGCCGUUAGCUCCUCCAUCUGAGACCUACUCCGCCACUCUGAUCAAGGGACUCGUGGAAGGGAAGCAGCUGGACACGAAGGAAGCUGCCAAUUACAUCAACGAUGCUGCCGCAAGAGGCCUGUGAACUUGUGGAAGCUCCUUGUUUUGUACAGCCAGUGGGAAGUAGAGCUUGAUUCAGGACUAGGGGAGCCAUAGAUGCAUCGCUUUGUGCCAGCGGAUGACAUUGGGUUUGAUUAGGUUCAGUAGGAUCUUUCAGAGUUUGCCCGGGUUUGAUCAUUGAGAGAAUUCCAUGUAUGGAACAACUUUCAGUAGAACAAAACGCAAUCUCUCUCCCAGCACACCAAACCAAACUUGCCCGAAUUAGUCCAGUUAUCUUUUGGUGUUAUGUUAUAUAUGUGGCUGUUGCUAUUGCCA
This is a messenger RNA of Lolium rigidum, 2402 nucleotides long. RefSeq names its product histone deacetylase 5-like. Gene Ontology annotation, biological process: chromatin organization. NCBI's taxonomy places the organism in Eukaryota, Viridiplantae, Streptophyta, Magnoliopsida, Poales, Poaceae. Bases 1 to 2112 code for a protein of 703 amino acids. The record is from RefSeq and is a predicted model, not a curated record. Gene Ontology annotation, cellular component: histone deacetylase complex. The transcript is spliced from 13 exons. Gene Ontology annotation, molecular function: histone deacetylase activity.